GCGACCCGGAAGUGGUUCUAAGGCAGGCGGGCGGGUUUGAGAGGGUGGAGUUUGCGACUUUCACGCCCCAGGCUCCGGCGCUCCUUUCCUAACUCCACUGGCUGCGGCAUCUGUGGGAAAAGUGUGGCUGGGUCUUCGAGGAGCCGCACCAAUGGCCUCCGUGCUGUCCUACGAAAGCCUGGUCCACGCCGUGGCCGGAGCCGUGGGAAGCGUGACAGCAAUGACAGUGUUUUUUCCCCUGGAUACAGCUAGACUUCGACUUCAGGUUGAUGAGAAAAGAAAAUCCAAAACUACACACAUGGUGCUCCUGGAGAUCAUUAAAGAAGAAGGACUCCUGGCACCAUAUCGAGGGUGGUUUCCAGUGAUUUCCAGUCUCUGCUGCUCCAAUUUUGUCUAUUUCUACACUUUUAAUAGCCUCAAAGCAGUCUGGGUCAAAGGUCAACGUUCUACCACUGGAAAAGAUCUGGUAGUUGGGUUUGUUGCAGGAGUAGUUAACGUGUUGCUAACAACUCCACUCUGGGUGGUAAACACCAGACUGAAGCUACAAGGGGCAAAAUUCAGGAAUGAAGACAUUGUACCAACGAACUACAAAGGUAUCAUUGAUGCUUUUCAUCAGAUCAUUCGAGAUGAAGGAAUCUCGGCUUUAUGGAAUGGCACAUUUCCCUCAUUGCUGUUGGUCUUCAAUCCUGCCAUCCAGUUCAUGUUCUAUGAAGGUUUAAAACGGCAGCUUUUAAAGAAACAGAUGAAGCUUUCUUCCUUGGAUGUGUUCAUCAUUGGUGCAGUAGCCAAAGCGAUUGCCACCACGCUUACCUAUCCAAUGCAGACGGUACAGUCAAUUCUGAGGUUUGGGCGUCAUAGACUAAACCCAGAAAACAGAACAUUGGGAAGUCUUCGGAAUAUUCUCUAUCUUCUUCACCAACGAGUAAGGCGUUUUGGAAUACUGGGACUCUACAAAGGCCUGGAGGCCAAACUGCUGCAGACAGUCCUCACUGCUGCUCUCAUGUUCCUUGUUUAUGAGAAACUGACAGCUGCCACCUUCACAGUUAUGGGGCUGAAGCGUGCACACACACACUGAGACGCCUUCCCAUGAAAAAUUCCGAAGAUGCUCAAGAGGGAGGUUUCCUCGUGAGUGAAGAGAAAUGAUUCUCCUUUGACUCUGGCUCCUCCCACCACAAAUGUUACCCUCUUUGGCUUGAAAAGCAUCCAAGGGUGUACAGGGAGUAUGGCAAACUGGACCUGUUGUCACCUUAAUUGUCAUGCUGACUGGUUGGAUUUUGGGGUGGCAGUUGGACUAAUAUGAAAAAAACAUUGUUGAAAACCUAAAAAUGAAAGUUUGUGAGUGUUUAUUGGUUUUCUUAAGAGAAAUGGACUAUUUUGCUCUCAUGUGUAAUAUUUUCUAUUUAAAUUUUUCUUAAACAUACCAGCUGUUUGCUUUCCCUGAACUCCCCCAGGUUCUAGGACAAAUUUAAUAACGUGUAAUUCUCCUCAAA
Molecule: messenger RNA, 1490 nt
Organism: Chlorocebus sabaeus (green monkey)
Lineage: Eukaryota; Metazoa; Chordata; Mammalia; Primates; Cercopithecidae
Gene: SLC25A17
Product: solute carrier family 25 member 17
Biological process (GO): transmembrane transport
Cellular component (GO): peroxisomal membrane
Molecular function (GO): AMP transmembrane transporter activity; FMN transmembrane transporter activity; coenzyme A transmembrane transporter activity
Source: RefSeq, a predicted model, not a curated record